This is a messenger RNA of Lonchura striata (white-rumped munia), 2480 nucleotides long. RefSeq names its product protein tyrosine phosphatase non-receptor type 22 (gene PTPN22). Lineage: Eukaryota; Metazoa; Chordata; Aves; Passeriformes; Estrildidae. The record is from RefSeq and is a predicted model, not a curated record. Gene Ontology annotation, cellular component: nucleus; cytoplasm. Gene Ontology annotation, biological process: protein dephosphorylation; T cell receptor signaling pathway; negative regulation of T cell activation. Gene Ontology annotation, molecular function: non-membrane spanning protein tyrosine phosphatase activity.
AUGAAGUCAGAAAACCACAGGCAGCUCUCCCCGGCGGCGCCUUCCGCUGCGGAUCACUUGACAUGUCCCUUCCCAGGAGGGCCAGGCCAGGCACGCUCCGGCACCAUGGACCAAAGGGAGAUCCUGCUACAGAACCUGGAAAGGGCCCAGGGCAAGAAGCUCAGCCGAGGAGAGUUUGCAGAGGAGUUUUUGAAGCUGAAGAGACAGUCAACAAAGUACAGAGCGGAUAAAAUCUACCCUACAGCAGCAUCUGAGCAGCCAGAGAACGUCAAGAAAAACAGAUACAAGGACAUCUUACCUUUUGACCACAGCAGAGUGGAGCUGUCCCUGAUUACAUCAGACGCAGAUUCUCAUUACAUCAAUGCCAACUUCAUCAAGGGUGUCUACGGGCCAAGAGCAUAUAUUGCAACCCAGGGUCCUCUGCCCACUACUGUCACUGACUUUUGGAGGAUGAUUUGGGAGUAUGAAGUCCUGGUCGUGGUCAUGGCUUGUAUGGAGUUUGAAAUGGGGAAGAAGAAAUGUGAGCGGUACUGGGCGGAGGUGGAGAGCUCCCCCCUGCACUGUGGCCCUUUCUCCAUCACCUGUGAGGCUGAGGAGAAGAGGAAUGAGUAUGUGAUUAGAACUUUAAAGGUGACCCUGAAUGAGGCAAGCCGCACCAUCUACCACUUCCACUACAAGAACUGGCCAGACCACCACGUCCCCUCCUCCAUCGAGCCCAUCCUGGAGCUGGUCAGGGACAUCCGCUGCUACCAGCCCGAUGACAGGGUCCCUGUCUGCAUCCACUGCAGUGCUGGCUGCGGCAGAACCGGCGUCAUCUGCGCCAUCGACUACACCCAGAAGCUGCUGAAGGACGGGAUUGUUCCAGUGAACUUCAGUGUUUUCAGCCUGAUCCAGGAAAUGCGCACACAAAGACCCUGCAUAGUGCAGACCAAGGAGCAGUAUGAGCUGGUUUACGAUGUGGUGAUUGAGCUCUUCAAAAGGCAGAUUCAAGCACUCGAUGGCCAGAAAGAUUCUGCUGCUUCACAGGAAGGAGCAGGGCAUCCUGUAGCCAAGCCAGUCCCGACUCCAGUGGAAGACAUUUAUGGCCUGAGUUUACUCACCUGCUCAGAGCGAGAGGAGCAGGCUCCACACCAACAUCUCCCUCAGCAGCAGGAUGAGCACCAACAUCUCUCUCCGGUGGCACAGGGCAAAGCAUCCCUGCCCCCUCUGGGUGCCCCGGGUGCACAGCCCAGCUCUGCCUGGGGCAUGCCCCCCAUCAGACAGGCCAUCUCCUUCGGUGCUCUGAACUUCUCCAGCUGCAGGAAGGCAGCUGCUGGCGAGCCCUGGGCUGCUGGGGAUGUCCCUCAGAAACGCUGCAGCUGGGAGCUGGAGCUGGAGCCAGACCCAAAGGGAGCAGGCAGGAGGGUGCCUGGUGCCAGAGCUCCUCUGGCAUGGACUGUAUCGACCCCUCUAGCACUGGAGCAGCGGCGAGAAGCCUGGGAAUGGGAUGCAGGGGAUGCCAAGCCUGUGUGGAGUCCCCAGUGGCCAAAAGCCUGUCACUCGAGCUUCCAGGAUGGAUUUUCACCUGUGGACCUGAACCCCUCCAGACGAGCAGCGGGUGGCCCCCCAGGCCACAGGAAGCAGAGGCAAUGCCCUCACCCUUCCCUGUGCUCAGCAGAAGACCCCUACUUCUCAUCACUCUCUCCAGAUGACUCUGUGUCCCCCGUGUUUCCCUUUCUGGAGGGGCAGGAUGAGCUCCUCCCUUCGUGCUCUGCCAGUGCCCCGCUAGAGCCCACCACAGCCAGCUCCCCAUCAUCCCACCACGUCCCCCUGAACCAGGAGAGCAUCUUCUCCUCGGCCCCCCUGCCACAGCCUGAUGAUGAUGAUGAUGCUCCACCCCUGCCCCAGCGCACCCCGGAGUCCUUCAUUGUGGCCAGUGAGCCAGGGCAGUUUCCUCAGGCCACUCCGGAUUUCCAGAUUCCAGACAGAAAUCCAAGUAUUGGAACCUCCUGGGAGUGGAGUGGUGAGUCUCACUCAAAGGGGUUUCAUGACCCUGUGAGACUGAGACCAUGUAAGAGCGUGAAGCUUUGGAGCCCACAAACAGAGACAACCCAGGAUUGCUCCAAUUCUCCUCCUCCGCUUCCUGAAAGAACCCCGGAGUCGUUCGUUCUCGCUGAGGCAGCAAGUCUCCAGCCUGCUGCAAGAAAUUCCUUGAGUCCUGCAGGUUUGGAGAACAAGGGCUCAGGAACAUCAUCCAAAGAACUCAUUAAAUGCUUCAGGAGGAGCAAGAGCUUGAAAAUAUUGAAAAAUGUGAAAAAAAGCAUCUGCAGUCCACUAACAAAAUCAUCAGAACCUGCCCCAACAAACUCUUCGAGGUCUUUCCUUAACUUUGGCUUUGCAAAUCGAUUUUCAAAACCUAAAGGACCAAGAAAUCCACCCCCAGCAUGGAAUAUUUAGAUGUAUUUUACAGACUUGGCAUUGCAGAUUUGUGAAGUCAUCCU